AUGCCUCAGCUUGUGGGCAAGGCACUACUGGCUGGCCUGAUCCCACUCGGGGGUCUAGCCCUCCACGGUUUCGCCGCAUCCAACGGACUCAUCCAAAAGUUCGAGGACCUCAAGGCUGAUCCACUCUUGUCUGACGGCGUCACUCUAUAUUCGACCAAUUACACAUCAGCCGAGGGCUUCAACGGUUUGCUGAGAACCUUGCUCAACUUCUUCUGGCCUGUUGUGAACGGAAAUGACGCGAGGCUCUCCCUGUACAGCUUCAUGUUUGGUGGGCAGGGCGUGGCACUGGUGAUGCUGAACUUGCUGGAAGGCAUGCGCCACGGGAACAGGGGUCUUGUGGUGAGCUUUGUCACCAUCUACGGCCUGCUGUACAUGGUCGUGGGCCUCGCGGUCAUGGCGCCGUUGUAUCUGCUGCUGCACCUACUCACGUCUCCGACGGCGCACAAGCCAAACAAGACCAAUGUGGCAAUCAGCGGCACCUCGGCUCAGGGCGCCAUCUUCGGUACCUUGGCAGGACAGAGUCACUACCGCUGA
Molecule: messenger RNA, 534 nt
Organism: Emericellopsis cladophorae
Lineage: Eukaryota; Fungi; Ascomycota; Sordariomycetes; Hypocreales; Bionectriaceae
Product: Epoxide hydrolase ascI
Exons: 3
Coding region: 1-534 (177 amino acids)
Source: RefSeq, a predicted model, not a curated record